AUGAACAUAGUUUGGCUUUUGCUCUUGAUUGUUUUCUGCAAUGGGAUUUUAUCUGAUGCGAUUAGUCACAAUGUAUCAACAAGACCUGAAGUUGUGAGAGUUGGAGCCCUUAUUUGUUUUGAUUCCAUGAUUGGAAAAAUCGCAAAACUUGCAAUAACUGCUGCAGUAGAAGAUGUGAAUUCCAACUCGACGAUUCUCAAGGGAACUGUGCUCAAAGUUGCAAUGCAGGACACCAAAACCAGCGAUUUUCUUGGCAUUGUCGAAGCUUUGCGAUUUAUGGAGAACGACACCGUGGCCAUAAUUGGGCCGCAGUUUUCAGUAACGGCUCAUGUGAUCUCCCACAUAGCAAAUGAGCUGCAAGUGCCUCUGCUGUCAUUUGCAGCCACAGACUCCACUCUUGCGCCGCUUCAGUUCCCUUACUUUGUGCGGACAACACAGAGUGAUGCCUUUCAAAUGUCUGCGGUAGCUGAACUCGUUGGCUACUACGAGUGGAGAGAUGUCGUCGCGAUCUAUGUGGAUGAUGAUUUUGGGAGAAAUGGGAUUGCUGCAUUGGGAGAUAAGCUGGCUGAGAAGCGCUGUAAAAUCUCCUACAAAGCGCCUCUAAGCCCAAAAGCUAGCAAGGAAGACAUAACCAAUGUACUGAUUAAGGUCACUUAUUUGGAGUCUCGGAUUCUUAUCCUGCAUAUCUAUACGAGUUGGGGUCUCGAAGUACUUGAUGCGGCAAAGAAUCUGCAGAUGAUGGAAACAGGAUAUGUGUGGAUUGCCACUGAUUGGCUGUCUACUAUUUUGGACACAGACUCUUCAAUCCUUUCACAGAAGGCAGAUGAUUUUCAAGGGGUUCUUACCUUGCGCAUGCACACACCGAAUUCUGACCUCAAAGCUAGAUUUCUUUCCAAAUGGAACAACAACUUGACAAGUAAUGGGAAAAUGGGCAAUGACUCUUUUGGGCUAAACACGUACGGUUUGUAUGCAUAUGACUCGGUUUGGCUUCUUGCCAGGGCCAUCGAAUCGUUCUUCGAUCAAAAAGGAAAUUUCUCUUUCUCCAAUGACUUGAGCUUAGCCGAGUUGCACGGAGGGAACAUGAAUCUUGAUGCAAUGAGCAUCUCCGACGGAGGCAAGCUCUUGCUUCAAAGUAUUAGGAAUGUCAACACAACUGGCGUGACCGGUCCAAUCGCAUUCAACUCAGCUAUGGACCUCAUUGAUCCUGCCUAUGAAGUUAUAAACGUGAUUGGCACAGGCAUUCGGAGGAUUGGUUACUGGUCUAAUUCCUUAAGCUUGUCAAUUCUGAGUCCCGAGGAACACCGAAGAGGGCGUCCCAAUGGCUAUAAGUCAAGCCAACGACUGUACAGUGUCAUAUGGCCGGGACAAACAACGCAGAGACCUCGUGGUUGGGUUUUCCCCAACAAUGGAAAGCGGUUGAGAAUCGGAGUCCCAAACAGAAUUAGUUAUCGCGAAUUCGUGUCGCGUUCGGAGGGCUCUGAUGUGUUCACUGGCUAUUGCAUAGAUGUGUUUACUGCUGCACUGGAGCAGUUGCAAUAUGGUGUCCCAUAUAAGUUUAUCUCAUACGGGGACGGCCGAACCAAUCCAUCCACCACAGAGCUUCUGCGCUUGAUCACAAAGGGUGAAUUCGAUGCGGUGGUAGGCGAUGUCACAAUCACGACCAGCCGUACGAAGAUAGUGGAUUUCACGCAGCCAUACAUAGAGUCAGGGCUAGUGGUGGUUGCCUCAGUUAGAAAGCUCAACUCAAGUGCUUGGGCUUUUUUUAGACCUUUCACUCCCAUGAUGUGGUGUGUGACUGGUGUCUUCUUCCUCAUUGUGGGAGCAGUCGUUUGGAUCUUGGAGCGCAGGACUAACGAAGAUUUUCGGGGCCCUCCUAGAAAACAAGUCGUCACUAUCAUGUGGUUUAGCUUUUCAACUUUGUUCUUUUCCCACAGAGAAAAAACCGGCAGCACUCUAGCGCGCUUCGUGCUGAUCAUAUGGCUAUUUGUUGUUCUUGUGCUGAACUCCAGUUACAUUGCAAGCCUGACCUCAAUCCUCACAGUGGAACAACUUUCUUCUCCGGUUAAAGGCAUCGAGAGCUUAGUGACGAGCAGUGAACCUGUAGGUUUCCUAAAGGGUUCGUUUGCCGAAAAUUACUUAACCGACGAGCUCAACAUACACAGAUCGAGGCUUGUUCCUCUCAACUCGCAGGAAGAAUAUGAGAAAGCCUUGAAGGAUGGUCCCAGCGGUGGUGGUGUUGCUGCGGUUGUGGACGAGCGAGCUUACAUGGAGCUCUUCCUCUCUACGCGGUGUGAAUUUAGUAUUGUUGGCCAGGAAUUCACCAAGAUGGGCUGGGGCUUUGCCUUUCCAAGGGACUCGCCAUUGGCAAUCGACAUGUCGACGGCCAUCUUGAAACUGUCAGAGAAUGGGAUUCUGCAGAGGAUUCAUGACAAAUGGCUAAUGAGAGGUGCCUGCAGCUCGGAAGGCGCAAAGCAAGACGUAGACCGACUUCAGAUCAAAAGCUUUUGGGGACUCUUCCUACUCAGUGGGCUGGCUUGCUUUAUUGCACUGCUUUUGUAUCUCAUCAAAAUGCUGCGUCAGUUCUCCAAGCACUGCGUUAGAAAUGCUAAAUCCGCAGGCCUCCGUUCCUUUCUCGUUUUCCUCAACGAAAAGGAAGAAGUGUCUUCAAGCCAGUCCAAGAGAAGGCGAACUGAGAGAGCCUCUAAUAGAAUAGCUCAUCAAGAUAAUAAUAAUAAU
Morus notabilis is the source of this 2736-nucleotide messenger RNA. RefSeq names its product glutamate receptor 3.6. The annotation marks the transcript as partial. Lineage: Eukaryota; Viridiplantae; Streptophyta; Magnoliopsida; Rosales; Moraceae. The record is from RefSeq and is a predicted model, not a curated record. The transcript has 6 exons. Gene Ontology annotation, cellular component: plasma membrane. Gene Ontology annotation, molecular function: glutamate-gated receptor activity.